Pelobates cultripes (western spadefoot toad) is the source of this 15105-nucleotide messenger RNA. Lineage: Eukaryota; Metazoa; Chordata; Amphibia; Anura; Pelobatidae. The record is from the annotation of a GenBank genome assembly.
CCCCCCUCCUCCUCCCAGCUGGCUGUCUCAAUGCACUGUCUGGUGGAUGUUUAAAUCCCUCCCACUAAUGGGCAGGAAUGGAGCCUGUGUAAUAUAUUGGGACCAAGGGGGCAGCUCACAGUCAGCAGUGGCAGCCUGUCAGGUGGGUGUCUGUGUGUUAGUAUUAUGGGAUGAGGGGGUAGUAAUGCUGUUUGGGUGGGCUUUGUCCAAAGAGCUUGCAAUCUAUAUUCUGUAUUUAAAUAGUGUGCAUUUAAUUUUAAAAAAAACAACCCACAAACCUAUAUAUUAUUUAUCUAAAUAUCUCUCACACUCUCUGAUGGUGUAUGUAGAAUUGUAGUGGGACAUUGUUGCAAUGCAGGCUUGCUAUUAUCACAUGAUUCACUGUGUACAUAUGGGGUUGGGUAAUAAAAGUAAUUAACCAACAGGGACAGUGCUUUUUACUUGUUGAACUUUACCCCUGCCAGUGCUGUUGUUGUGACCAGGGAUUUAAGGGGACAGGAGGGGCUUGGCACAGUGGGGGUGCAGUAGGAUACCAGUGUGGCUGUAGGGAUUGGUGUGUUGGCUAGUUAUUGAUCUGGUCAGAACACUGGCUUGUAAACUUAUUUUCUGUAGACUGCAUGUGGUGGGUGGGGAAUUUCCAUGAAAUUGUGGCAAGUCAUACAACCUGUUUUAAUAAGCUGAAUAUUUAUUGCAAAUAUGUGAUGGCAUCAACUAGACUUAACCUAUCAAGAAGAGGUGUGUAGGUGACUUGUAGUUUUUUAGUUUUGUCUUGUUUACAAACCCCUACACCCCCUUAUUUGAGCUGUAACAAGGAGACGGUGAAAGUGAAACUAGUGUGGUUAGUGUCUCUUUAAUUAAAAAUCCUGGCCAAUAAACCAAAAAUACAGCCCACUCCACCCUGUUUGCUCUAAAAUGAAUUAGUUUAAUUAAAGGACAUUGCUUUCACAGAUUUUUAAAGGGAAGCUAUAGUGAGUGUUUAUAAAAUAAUUCACAAUUGAUCACAUAUUGCUAACAUUCUGCAGUGCUGUACAAUAAACAAGACACACAUUUUAAUUAUGGCACAACAUGUCCUAAGGAAACAGUGGGUGAAGGCGGGACUUUCUCUGAUUAAGGUGGGACUCCAAACACCAUAACCACUACUGCCAACAAAAUUAGUUCUGGUGCUCACAAACUGUCCUGGUGCAAAUUGAUAACUUGUCUGGUUCAUUUCUAGAAUCCAAGCUUCAUAGGUCUUCUCUAGUAGGAGAAGCUGGAUGUCCUUUUUGCGCAGAGCAGCACUGCAAUCAUUGGUUGAGUGGCCAACUGACAUCAGGCAGUAAAUGCAGUACUGCUAUGGGCACAUCAAACUUCCCUGAUUAGAGAUGACCUAUGCAUACCUCCCAAGUGUCCCUAUUUAGGAGGGGCAGUUCACUUUGAAUCCAAAACUCUGUCCCACUUUCAUAAUGUCCUCUUUUCUAGGCGUUCCAUAUUGUUGGUGUAUCUGAGUGUAUAAUAGCAUGUAAGCUCAUCGAGCAGGGUCCUCAACCCCCUCUGUUCCUGUACGUCAGUGGUCUGAUCUCAAUUAUGUGUCUGUUAGUCCACCCAUUGUACAGCGCUAUGGAAUUUGGAAUAAUAAUAAUAAUAAUAAUAAUAAUAAUAAUAAUCAUCCCAGUAAUGUGUUGUUAAACUACAAUAAAUGUGUUUAGAUCAGUCUGUGUAGUUAAGAUCCAUUGUGCUUGUUCUAAAUUACCUUUUAGUUGGUCAUCUUAAACCUCCCAGAACAGCCUGGCCACUGGCCUACCACACAUACCCCUAAAAUAAAAUUGUCCCUCUUUGUCCAGUUGGAUAGUAUACCAAUCCUUUUGAGGGCAUUGUGUGCCUGGGGUGUACUCCUUUAAUAUUUCUGAUGACUUUUUGAGCAUUUUCAGUUGUGCUGGACAUGUGUAAGUAUCAUGUAUGUAAUUUUCUUGGCAUGUUCUGACUCUGCCAGAAUAGCCAGACAUAGAAUGUAAAUUUAAAGGUUUUUAGUCUGGCUUCCCCCCCCCAAAAAAUCUUGGUGACCAUACUAAGUGUCCCCCUCCAAGCACCAUAAUCACUAUACAUAUUAUUCAACCAGGUAGUUCUGGUAGCUUGUCUGUCCAACAAAUGGACCAGUGCCUUUUUUAUUUUAUUUUUUUUAAUUAAAAAAAAUAAAUAUUACAUUUGACAGGGCUCGUUUGGUUUUUGAUUGGAACACUCAAAGCACCACAACCCUUUUUCUUUGUUUUUUUUUUUUUAAUUUUAUUUACACAUUUAGUGCUACUUCCCACCUCCACUUUUAACUCUGGAGAGCUGGAAGUUCCUAAGCAGUAACUGCAGUUUCCAGUAUCGAACUAAACCCUGCUGAAGUUCUUACUGGCCACAUGCUCUCAUUGCACCAUAACCACUACAGAGACGUAGAGGAUAUGCAUGGUGUGUGUUCAUUUAAACACAAUGCUUCUUUAAAUCUUUAAGACUAGUUCUUAGAAAACACAAACCAUUUAUCAUUCACUUUAUGGUUUUUUGUUUUUUUUAAUCUUUCUAUAAAUUGCUCUAGUUUCCAGUAACUUAAAGUUGCAAAGUCUCUAUCUGGUAGACCUUCCUUUUUUUAUUUUUUUUAUUUACAUGUAUGUUCUCACCUCUUGAAUAUUUCCAGUGUAGUAAAAAAUCCAAGCUUCCUAGAACUAAACUUCCAUAUAGAGUCUAGAUUCUAGACCAUGGGUAGGCAACCUUUUAGCUGUGCUGAAAUAGGAUUGUGAUGUCCUAUUUAAAUUUUUUUUAUUAAAUUGAGGUGUGCAUGUUGCCGUAUUCUGCUUGUGUUAAUUAUACUGCAGUUGCUUUGUAUCGUCGUAUUUGAGAUAUUAUAUUGUAUAUGUCCAUGAGUAGAGAUGUUGCGAACGGUUCGCCGCGAACUCCGGUCAGCUGACACAUCCCGGCCAAUCUCUGGCAGACCCUGUCUCCCAGACCCUCCCACCUCCUGGACAGCUUCCAUGUUGAAGGCAGCUUCAACUGGAUGCUGUCCAGGAGGUGGGAGGGUCUGCCGGAGAUUGGCCGGGAUGUGCCAGCUGACCGGAGUUCGCCGCGGACGGUUCGCGACAUCUCUAUCCAUGAGUAGUUUGUGGUAUCGUGUAUGAGGGCUGCUUGUAGAAUUGUGUAUGGAUAUGUCACACUGUGUAUUUGGUAGUGUGUGUGUGUGUGUGUGUGUGUGUGUGUGUGUGUGUGUAUGUAUGGGUCUGUUUCGGGUAUUGCACGUGGGGUUGUGUGCAUGUAUAUGGAUUGUUAGUGGGUUUUAUGUUUGUGCGGAUUGUGAGUUUGUUUAUGGGCUGUUCAUAUUAUUUGUAUGAGGGGAGGGUUAUUCUGCAGCUCCGUGUAUAUCUAACAGUGUGGGUGGGGACCAGGCUGGCCAGGUACAGCUGAAGGACGGGAGCUGCAGGCUGCUAUACUACAGUGUGGAUUCUCAUUCACAAGUGCUGGGAGGAAAUUAUCUGAGCUCACUUCCUCUACGUGCAGCAAUGCAUAAAUUGAGAAUUCACUACCUUUUCGUAUCAGCAGAUAUCUGAAGUUUCACUGCGACUCCUGAUAGGCCACACGUGCCAUAGGUUGCCUACCCCUGAUCUAGACACUGUACACAUCUAAAUUAAUGUAUGUAUAACCCUAAUCAUGCCUUCUAGCAAAGCGCUAAGAUUAAUUAUUUGGAAUGACUCGCACACUCUCGCUACUCCUGGUAUAUUCUGCAGACUGUAUGCAACACAGUCCACUGUCAUGGUUACCUUGGGGGUGGAGUAGGUUUUUGAGGGAACUGUAUACUUUUUUUUUUAUUUUUUAUUUUUUUUAUUGAACGUAUUGCAAUAAUAAACCAUAAAGAGAAAAUGUGAAAGCGUAGCAGUGUCUACAUUCGUAACAUGUUGCACGAAGCCAACCAAGUUGUUUAAGAAGUCACAUUUGUCACGAAGAAACGGUACAGACAGGCCUCACCUUGGCGUGCUUGAGGCAAUAAUGUUUGUUCUCUUCAGUAAUGUGUAUUUAUUACAAAUAUUAACAUCCUGAGUUACUGAUUCACUUUAUUCAAAGGGAAUUUCAUAUUUAAAGAUGGACUAGCUAAGCAUAUCAUUUUUAAAGUUUGACUGUUUACUUUGAAUUCUCAUUCUCAAAAAAACAAACUCACUUCCUCCUUCAUUCUUGGCAGGGGUAUGAUAAAAACAAGCAGGACUUUAGUUUGUACAGGGAGGUGUUUGUAACUGAUUAAGGGAACGUAAUAUCUUAUUUUUCUGCAAAAAUUUUUUCAGAAACCUGCAUCCUUUCUAGAAAGUCUGAUUUGGUCUAUGUAUACAUGCAUGUGCUGUUAUAUUUAUAAAUCUAUAUAUCUCAUAGUCUAAAAAACGAUAUUGGUUUACGUGUUAAGUGACAGUAUGGCUGACUAGAUGGUGGGUAGCUGGAGUAACCAUCACCUGAAAAUGGUAGUUUAACCUACUUUAAACCUCUAAAACACUGGAUUAAUAUUGACCUUGAAGGGCUAUUUUGGCCCUACAGGUUAAAGGUUUUCUGGUAUAACCCUAAACUCACACUCUUCUAGAAGUGUUAAUCUGCACAUCACUUAUAACCUGAGGAGUUAACCUGCACCACAACUAACAAAAUCAUUUUAAGGUUUGCUACUGGAGUUUAGAUUGAUGGUUGGCUCUCUGAAGGAGCGAUUUAUUUUCUGCAGACCAUGCAGUUUUAUCACUGCACUCCUCACCUUUCUUCCGCUGGGUGUAAAUGUCUAUCUGGUGACUCCCAAAUCUGGGUCAAGUUCAAACAGGUCUGAAUAUUAUCUCGAUCUUAAUAACAGUGUAACGCAAUGUUCAGAAGCAUGAAAGCGUCUGCUCUAGAAAUCUGAAGAUUCAGUCUUAUUUUCCCAUAAGACUGUGCAAUCUAGUCUACAGAUUUUAAUAAACCCUUUUUUACUUUCAUAGAAAACUUUAUUGGAAGACCCCCUCAUUGCCCCUUUGUGGCUUGUCAUAGCUCUGGUAAUGGCAUUUUAGAUAUGCGCUCGUGCUCCCACCACCAUGCCUUCUCUAUCUCUUCCUUCCUGUGUACCCAGUUCUGACUGUUUCAAAACUCCAUACAAGUUUCACCUUGAAACUGUUACCUGUCUGAGUUUGUAGGGGGAGGGGAACCCUUUGUUUAAAUGCAAUUCUGUAAAAUGUUUAGUUACUUGGUAUUAAUGUCUAAUUGUUUAAAAUGUCUUUUAUUUCCUGGAACAGGAUGGGGACGCUCUGGAUACUUUCCCUUUUGGCAGCGUCUGUGGCUGCUAACCUGUGUCCUGAUGGCACCAGAUGUGGCGAGGACAGCCUGUGCUGUGAGCUGUCUGGUGAGCAGGGAUAUGGUUGCUGCUCCAAGGAAGAGGUAAAUGGGACAGUAUUGGCAAAAAGUGUGGGUCUUGGUAUCUGAGACGGGACUAGAAGAAUGUUGCAAUGAUAGCCCAACUGUUUUCUGUAGCAGAACGAAUACAGAGGCUAAUGGUGCAACAGAUAUAUUUAGGGGCCCCUUUAGUGCAAGGCAGGCCAAAAGGUGGGAUUGUACAACCCCCAUGAUGCUCUCUCAGCUAGGGAUUUAGCAUUUGCCCUUACUUGCAGGGCAGUAUUUCGGUGUGUUUGCAGCGUUCUGUUGUGUUGGCAGUUAGAAUGUGUGCAUGCGCACGCGCUGAAAUGUAUGUUCAUAUAGUCACUGUUUCCAUACCCUUUUUGGGGUGCAGUUGCCACUGGACCCCAGUGAAGCAAAUUUUAUUCACAACAUGAGAAUUGUUGGGAAUUAAUUCAGCAUUGCCUUAAGUGUUAGAGCUGGUUAACGUUAUAAACCUCUUCUGAGUAAACCAUGUGGGUUUCUUUUCUGCCCUCUUCUCUAUAGAUUGUGUCCCGAUCUCUUCCAAUGAUUUCCACAGAGAACGAGUGUUCGGCUCGUGAAAGCUGUCCUGCUGAAUACAGCUGUGUUAAUACCCCUCAGGGCAAUUCUGCUUGCUGUCCGCUGCCACAGGUAAACUGGUACCAGCCGUGGAUUGGGCAGAGAACUCUGCUUUCAUUUAGGAGCAGUCUGGUUAGGCCACCAUGGGGUUUUGUAGCCUUGGACUGCAUUGACAAACAUUGAUCUGGGAAAGGGAGAUUUAAUCUGUUGUGGGGAAAAAUAGUUUAUUUUUUUAUUUUAUUUUUUUAAACUAUUUUUCUUCUCCAAAGGGAUCAUCCUGCCAAGAUGGAAGUCAUUGCUGUCCUUCUGGUACUCUUUGCUCUUCAGAUGGACACCACUGUAUUCCAGGUCAGAUAUUAUCCACAAAUUGUGGUGUGUGUGUGUGUGUUUGUUUUUUUUUUUUUGUUUUUCUUCUCCUACCUUCCUCUCCUCUGGCUGAUCAAACAUGUGGGUUCACCAGAACACUGAGACCUCACUUGUGGUAUUGAACACCAUACUGGAGACCAUAUCUCCAGAAGAAUAUUUAUACUUUAGAGAGUUUAGAGAAGAGCUACUAAACUGGUUCAUGGAUUGCAGGAUAAAACUUACCAGGAAAGGUUAAAGGAACUUAACAUGUAUAGCUUGGAGGAAAGACGAGACAGCGGGGAUAUGAUAGAAACAUUUAAAUACAUAAAGGGAAUCAACACAGUAAAGGAGGAAACCAUAUAUUUUGAAAAAGGGGAAAAACUACCACAAGAGGAAAUAGUUUUAAACCUUUGUCCCUCUAAUUUAAGACUAAUAUCUGGAAGUAUUAAUUAACUGAGAGGCUAGUGGAUGCAUGGAAUAGCCUUCCAGCUGAAGUGGUAGAAGUUAACACAGUAAAGGAGUUUAAGCAUGCGUGGGACAGGCAUAAGACUGUCCUAAUAAAUCUCAGUGUGAUCCACAAACCGAUGGAUCACACUAGGAGAGGGCACAGUAGAGAAAGGGAGUGAUAUAAAGAACUCUACCUUUUAAAUAAACCUAACAUUAAAAUGCGGAUAGCUCAAAACAGCAAAGUUGAUCAGAGGUUCUAGGGCAGGGUGGAUUGUCAAGGAAAUACUAAAAUAGAUAAAUACCAUGCAUAAACCACUUCUCCUGGGUGGAUAGUGAGGUCCAGGUUAUGUAGUAUCCAAAAGAGUCUCAAAUAUGUGUACCAGUCAAGUAAGGCUGUAUGUAAACAGUCAGAAGAAUAGGCCCGUGUAGGCCAAAUAGAGUUCCAUAGUAAAAAUAGAAUGAACACUGUCCCUAGUUAGCUCUGCACCUCACAAGGCUUGUGCCUACAUGAACCAACAAACCCCAGAACUUCCAAAAAAACCUUAUAAACUAAUGUGGUCAUAGUGCUACCAAAAGUGAGAUAAUAAUGAAAUGCCCAAAGGCUAUCCUUGCUAUGAGAUAAGGCCAGGGACUAAUGAAAGUAUUUAGAAAAUUGGGCAGACUAGAUGGGCCGAAUGGUUCUUAUCUGCCGUCACAUUCUUUGUUUCUAUGUUUCAUCCCCCAUUAGCCACCAAUCAAUCUGCAGUGAUCUGCCCAGAUGGAAAAUCUGAGUGUCCAAGUGAUGCCACGUGCUGUGUAAUGGCUGACCAGAGCUGGGGAUGCUGCCCAAUGCCACAGGUGAUAUUUUUAUUGUCUUUCCACCCACUCCUUUCUCAAGAACUUGCUGUGAUCUAUGCUCAGUUAAGAUAACAUUUUGCUUAUCGUUUGACACGUUUAGAACCUUAAGCGGUAGAACUAAUCGGAAAAUACCUUUCAGAAUUCUGCACUUUGUUUCCUGCAGAAUGAGCUCUGUUGCACACUUUGUUCUUACAACCUGUGUGAAAAAGCAAAACCUACUGUGUUUAUAAUAUGGACUUUUUUUCUUCUUGCCUCUCUAAUAGGCGUCUUGCUGCAGCGAUCACCUGCACUGUUGUCCUCGCAAUACCCUAUGUGAUGUCCAACAUAGCCGCUGCCAGUCUGAAGAUGGCGUAACCCCCUGGAUGCGCAAGCUUCCUGCUAGAGUUAAACUGGUGGGACUGGGUAAGCCAUAUUGAGGCUGUUUAGUCACUUCCACUUCAUCCUGGACCUUGUCUUGUUGCCAUAGACUGACCUUUUAAGUAUUCUUAAGGGUGGUUUACCAGCAUCUAGAGUACAACUUUCAUAAUCUAAAAGAUUUUAAGUUAGAUGGAGAAUAGUCACAUCUGCAGGUCAGUGUCCCGGUAGGGCUGACAAUCUCCUCUAUUAACCUCAACAAAUGGUUGAUUCCUGUUUUUGCUACCUGAAUCUUGCCCAGACUUCGUCGUUCCAUGUCUUAGUGUGGUGUUUGUGGGAGGUUUGAAAUGGUUCUUGACGUAUCCUUUACAUGGACCCUACUUUGUCUUUAUCAGGAGACAUUUUCAAACGGACUAACUGCUCUGACCACACCACCUGUCCUAACGGUGCUACCUGUUGCCUCCAAAAAGAUGGAAAAUAUGGAUGCUGCCCUUUCACAGAUGUGAGUAUGGCUGACAUUAUUUAGAUUUACUGGAAAGAUCCCUUCAGAGGUCUGUUGGUGCAGCAGAACGCAUUUCUAGUCUUAACUAUCCCCUUCCUCUAGUCUGCACAGCAAUGAUCUUGUGGUCUUCUUCUGGAUCAGUUUGCACAAGAUCUCAAUUGCCCGCUUGUCUCCCUGCUCAGAUGUGCUGUUACCCCUUAAUAUGAGCAGUGAUGUCGAUCUAGACCAGUGCUUCCAAAACAAAUCAAGUCCUAACCAAUCCAGGAUUUAGUGAUUUAGAGUUGUCUUUCUAAAAAGAGAAACCCUUUAUAGCCAACUGGGUAAUCCCUAAAUCCUGGACUGGUUUGGGACCCACUCAACUAGACUGAUACUGUUUUGAUCUGAACUUGUGAGGCAUUCUGGGCCUGACUCUCUUUGGGUCUGACUUGCUGCUGUGUGUAAAGAGGCAGUCUGUAAAUGCCAAAAAAGUAAUCUUCCAUAGAGCAUUUGAGACUAGUAGAACUGAGGUUUGUGUCCUUAGAACUUAAGCGUACAUAAUCUGCUCAGCUAGAAUUAUUGUAUCUCUACCAAAACCAGAGUAUAUUGUUUGGAUGCUACAACUCGCAACCACAGCCUUAAGAGUCUCCCUCCCCCUCUGCCAGUUAACCUGUUGCUUCUAAAUUUGUCAGAACAGAAAAAGCUGUAUAUGCAACUUUUCUUUCCUAACCACACACCUUGUCCUGAUAGAGUAAAUCCUUAUCUCACCUGUUGGUAAACCUAUAUUUUCAUUAAUCCAAUCAUUCAUUUAGUCUGAGCUCAUAAAAUCUAUUGAGCCGAUAGUUUACAAGUACAAAUUCAUUCUAACAGAUCACGGUAGUGGUGGUGAUCUGAUAAAAACUCUUGCAGGUAUGCCAUGUUACUUAAUGCCUUAAGGGCCAGAAGUUUUGCCAUCUCAUAACUUGCUCCCUCAAGACCUUAUGCCAAUAUGACAUGCUCUGAUUGCCCCAUACAACCCUCCCAUUUAACUCAGUGGGUCACUCUCUAUUUUAGAAUAAGAUGCCUAAUAUUUAUCACAAAUAUUGUGGAGACCAUAGCUUGUCAUUAACUUAAAAUGGGCCACUACGAGAAGAGGUGGUCUGAACACACCGAAGAAUGUCAUGCUACACUACUACAAACUGAUUAACGGCAAGUGGUAUGGAUGUUUGUAGUGGGUGGAACUUUAUUCAAGUAGUUAUUCAUGAAACCUGGCUUAGUGUGAGAAAUUGCCCAAUUCGUCUAUAGUUACAGCUUGUCCAUCUUAUCUAUGGAAUUUUGGGAAAAAAAAUGUUUUUGUAUUUAAUUCUCUUGGCUUUAUCUUGCACUAGAUUGGCAGUCUUUAAUGUUUAACUGUAGUUUUGCCAUGGUAACAAUAAAACUAUCCUUAAAUUCUACACUGGAGUUUGUGUCUCUCUGAAUGGCCUCUCGCCCUGUAUGUCGCAGUCUAACUCUGUUCCUGGUUCAUUGUCGUGCAGGGUGUCUGCUGUCGAGACCACGUCCACUGCUGCCCCUCAGGGACGCGCUGUGACCUGACUCAUAAUAAGUGUGCGUCGCUCAGCCUGGAAACCCCUCUCUUCACAAAGACUCCAGCUUUAGAAGAAGCAGGCAAGUUUACCAGGUUUUUUUUUUUUUGGGGGGGGGGAAGAGGGAAAUGUUCCACGUGUUAACCAGGUUGUCUGUAUGGAUGUUUCCUUUAUCACUUUCCUAGAGGCAGCCUUGUCCUCUGUGUAUUGUGUAAUCAUUUUAGUUCAAGUCUGUGAGGCUCAUCUUGUCUAAUCUGUUGCAGUAAACCAGGUCCCACCUGUCCUGACUGCAAUCCAACACAUUUAUGUAUUCAUGGAUGUUAAAGUGAAUCCAUAGUUCUCUUCAGCAAGCUGGACAUUGUGUUCAAUGUUUGUCUACAAAAGAUUAAAGUUUCCUCCCCACCCCCUGAAUUGUAUUAACAAUUCUCUGAACUUUUUUUUUUAAAUAUAACACUUUGACUAGUUUCGUUGUCUAUACAGAUGUGAAGUGUGAUGACUCUACCAGUUGUCCUGGUGAUAGUACCUGCUGCCGCCUUGAGAGUGGUGAAUGGGGUUGUUGCCCAAUACCACAGGUACAGUGCCAUCAAUGACUGAUUUAUGCAAAGUGUGUGUGUAAAUUUUUUUUUUUUUUUUCUCUCUGAAUAGUAAUGCAACACUUCUAGCUUUUUCUGGUUUAAAACGUAAUUUAAACCAGAGUUGUACAUUACACCUAAGAUCAUGGGUGACCUUUUUAUCUUUGGUUAAAUUUCUCCUCCACCUUCCCUGCUGUAUCUAUAGAUUUAAAACCUUCUGGGCCUCUCCCUUUCAAUCCUUGUUAUAGACUCUCCCCUGUGUUCCUGGCAAAGGGAGCAUGCAGAGCAGAGAAAUUAAACUGUUUUCAACUUGGGUUUUGUUUCUUUACUUGAUUUGCCUUGUCUGUAAUGAAAUUUUACUUGCUCGGAGUUCUAGGUUUGUGUCCACCACUCUUCCUACAAGGUUUUUAUUAAUUGACGUGAGGUUCAGAGAAAUGACCAUAAAGCUGACCUGCUGGCCUAUAUUUUCCCAUCUGCUGGACCAUACCACAGUGUUUCUAAAAUUGUAUGCAUCUUAUUCCCUUUGUACAUAUUGUGGUGCAGUGUCUCUACAGUUGAACUUUCUUGGUUUCUGAGUUGAACUGUAGACCCUACACAAAAUAAUUCAACUUUAAAAAUGGACUCUAUAAUGCCAUUGCUAAAUUUCCAGUUUGUGUGCACUUCCAGGCAGUCUGUUGUGAUGACCAUGUCCACUGCUGUCCAGGUGGGUACACAUGUUCUGGGUCCCAAUGUGUUAAUGAUGGUGUCUCCAUACCACUUCUCAGAAAAACUCCAGCUCUGAAGCACAAGGGUAAGUGCCAGACUUGUUAUAGGUUGUUUUGAGUCUAGUAUUUAGACUGGUUUGCAUUUUCUAAACUUUCUUUUUUAUACCCAAAAUAGAAAACAAUGUCCAAUGCAAUGACACUGCAUUCUGCCCAGAUGGGGCCACCUGCUGCCGUCUGAAAUCUGGCGCAUGGGGUUGCUGCCCUCUUGAACAUGUAGGAUAUAUAUAUAUAUAUAUAUAUAUAUAUAUAAUAUACAUACACUGACCUGGUCUAGAGUUUGCAUAUUGGACUAACUUGUGGUUAUUUUAACUUCUAGGCUGUGUGCUGUGAUGACCACGAACACUGCUGUCCCAGUGGUCACACAUGUUCUGGUGGACAAUGUCUGGAGGGAGAGAACUCCAUACCAGCAUUCAAAAAACUGCCUGCUUUGACAAACGUGGCAUCUAAUGGUAAACUUAUCCCCCUCGCAAUGCACCUAUAGAACUAUUGGUUGGCAUCAUAUAAACAGACCAGAAUCCCUUCCAUUGACUGGUCAUAGCGUAUUGGACCAAACUGUAUCUCCACCCCUGGUCUUCUGGCAGAUUAAGAUGUUCCUUUCUGCCAGUAUUGGGCAUUUAAAUAACCAUACCAAAUGCAAGCAAUAAUAAAGGGCUGGCAAAAUCCCCCAGCAUCCUCUUUGAGUUCAACAAAGUGCUAUUCUUUCAGCAGGAACACUUUAAAUGCCUUUCCUGCAAUACUUGCCAGGGGACGUCACUAAAACAUCAGUAGGUUUGCCUUUAUGGGAGCAAGACUUGGACCCUAUAGGCAAUCCAUGACCAUUGACUCAGCCCAAGAGUCUUGCAAUAAGGACCCUCUAACAUGACAGGAGCAUACAAUUGUACCUUCUUACUAAAGAACUUUGUGAACCAUCAGCUCUGGAGAGACCUUUAACCAUCCUCCAAUACAACGGGUAGAAAAUGCAAAUCCACCCCCCCAUAGCUGCCCCACUCUGAGCUUUGCACCCUACUAAUGAAUUUCUUAAUGUUGUAGCGUUAUGGUCACGUAUGUCUGUAUUCUGGAUCUUCAUGUCCAACCCAUAGACAUGCAGCUUGUCGCUCUUUCUCUGCAGCUAAUAGGGUUCCGUGUGACGCCAGUACAAGCUGUCCAGAUGGGAGUACGUGCUGCCGCAAGUCAGAUGGAGACUGGGGAUGUUGCCCUAUAGAGAAGGUAUAUACUUUAUUGCAUAUCACGUCUUGCAUUGCUCUAACAUGCAAAUGUAGUGGUUAUGCUGCCUCUGACUCCUUAACUGUCUGUUUUAAAUUCAGCAAGUCACGCUUUCGUGAAUAACGCUAGAAGUCAACCAUGUUUCCUGUUCUGCUACAUAAAACUAGAGUUCUUGCAAUUCUGAUAUUGACUGGUUUCUCACUUGCUUUGUAUUCCAGAGCAGUUACAUUAGUGUUGGCUGAGUUAACUGUCCUAAACACUCAUUACUGGCUGAACUAUGCACGGUUUUACUUGUAGAUCUAAGCUAGCAUGAUGAAAAGCUGCCCCUCCUACCCCAUAUUUCGGUAGGCCUGCAGAAUGGGGUAUAUGGGAUCACCACAGUGAAUUAAGAUGUUGACUUGUCAAAUCUCUAUUUUUACUUUAAUGUUUUGUAGGUUAAAAAAAAAAAAAAAAAAUUUAACUUACAUGAGCAGGACCAAUGACUGUAGUUAAAAUGCACUUCCCUAUCUGGAGGGGAGGUUGGUUAACAAACUGACAUGUAGUGAUCUACUGUGCCUCGGUGUCCUUCUAAUAAUGCUGAUAUUCUAAAGGUAAUGUGAUCUGCUGUCGAAUUCUAAUCUGUGCGUGUUAGUUUGAUCACUAGGGCAAAAUCUCAAAGCAAAGGUAUGGCAUGAUGUGAAACUCUGCAUUUAUCUCUGCUAGAUUGAUGGAAGUGUGUGGCUGUAGGAUAACUGUUUCCAUUCCUGACCUUGCAGGCUGUGUGUUGCUCUGACCACCAACACUGUUGUCCUGAGGGAUACACAUGUGAUGUGUCACUUGGUGUCUGUAACAAAGCCAACCAGCGGUCAGAACCAAACGUCCCUUCAGUCUCUACCACCCCAAUCCAACCUGUAGACUACGUCUGGUGCGACUCCUCCCAUGCAUGCUAUGAUGGCCAGACAUGUUGUGUGGGACCAGGCGGCGUUUGGCAAUGCUGCCCUUAUACACAAGUAAGUACCAGGGAUAUGGUGUGUCCCCUUGAUGAGCAGAAGUCAUCUGUGUUAAUGAUUCCAAUUCCAUCUAACUUUACAGUUUGAAGGCAUUAAAAGCUCACAGUAACCUUUACCUUCCAGGGAGUGUGCUGCCCAGACCGGGUGCAUUGCUGUCCAUAUGGACACAUAUGUCUGAAUGCUGGAGCUGCAUGUAGCCGUGCUGGCCCUCUGAGCUGGUUGGAAUCUCCCGUCCCUUCAGCCCCAAUCCAGCAAGCAAAACAGAUCAACCCUACAACCCCAAUCCAGCAAGCAAAACCUGCCAACCCUACCACCCCAAUCCAACCCGUAGACUACGUCUGGUGCGACUCCUCCCAUGCAUGCUAUGAUGGACAGACCUGCUGUGUGGGACCAGGCGGAGUUUGGCAAUGCUGCCCUUAUGCGCAUGUAAGUACCAUGAUCUGGUGUGUUGGGCAGGGGUCAUUUGUGUUAAAGGGACACUACAGUUUUAUGUAGUUCUGGUGAGUACAUUAAAAAGCCUGCAGUGACGAACUAUAAACACUCUCCCUUUCAGAGAAAAGGCAGUGUUUACGUUGCUCCCUAGGAAAAUCUCCAGUGGCAGUUACUCUAACUGCUACUAGAGGCCCUUCCUGGGUCAGUGCUGCAGACUUUCAGCAUCUCCACGCUCUAAGUGGAGACACUGAACAUUAAUCCUAGAGAUGCAUUGGAUUAGCUGAGGUUACCAAUUCUAAACUCUCUCGAAGUGGUCAGAGUAAGCGGCAGCCAACCUUUGUGGUGGUGCUGCAGUAAAGGUACGAUUUUUAACCCUUUUUGGAGAGGAAGGGUGGGCCUGAUACUAAAAUAGUGUCGAACACUUGAGUAUUAAACACUCAAAAAAUCUUUUUCAUUUUCAGGGGGUGUGCUGUCCAGACAGGGUGCAUUGCUGUCCAUAUGGUCAUGUAUGUCUGAAUUCUGGAGCGGCAUGUAGCCGUGCUGGCCCUUUGAGCUGGUUAGGACCUCCAGUCCCUUCAGCCCCAAUCCAGGAGACAAAAACCUCCAACCCUACAACUCCAAUCCAACCUGUAGACUACGUUUGGUGUGACUCCUCCCAUGCAUGCUACGAUGGCCAGACAUGUUGUGUGGGACCAGGUGGCGUUUGGCAAUGCUGCCCUUAUGCACAUGUAAGUACCAGGGACAUUAAUGAUGGGCAAAGGUAUUCUGUGCUAAUGCUCCAAUUCCCUCAAUCACUUGGAAAGCAUUAACCUCGGUCUUUCCUUUCAGGGCGUGUGCUGCCCAGACAGGGUGCAUUGCUGUCCAUAUGGUCACGUAUGUCUGAAUUCUGGAUCUUCAUGUAGCCGUGUAGGCCCUCUGAGAUGGGAUGGAGAAAACAGGCCUGAAAAUGAGCCACAAAAAGCAAUCUCAUUCCUAUAAGGAGAACUCUGCCAAAAGUUUGUUUUCAUUCCCAAUAAAAUCCUGCUCCCCACCCCAACUAAUGUGCUGAGCACAACACUGGAAUAUAAUUGAAAUAAAGGUAGAACGUUUUGAUAUUUAAACAAACCUAAGCGACUUGAUGUGUGGCUUUUUGUGAUCCUGUGUUUAUCAAAAAAAGCAUCAAAGUGAGACAAAACAAUGGCUGGG